GUGUUCACCGGAGAGAUCCUUCCCCUCCUCUUUGCCUUGGAGACAUGACUUACCUGCUAGAAGAGCAAUUAUCCACCAAGGAGAUCAUUGCUUUCCUCCUCCAUCAGGCUUUCUGAAUCAAAGAUGACAUCAUCUCCUAUCUCCAGGGAAGUGGAAGUCUCAGGGAGACUGAUGCCCUGUGGCUGCUGAAAACCCACACCCAGACUAUCAUGAACAUCAUUAAAAAGCUCAGCCAGGACACAAAAAAAAGGGUAGAUGAAAAGCUCCUAAUUCUGUCACUAAAACUAGAAUAAAUGGAUAAACCACAGAAAUAAGAAAAGCAGUUGAACUAGACGAAAAGUGAUGAAAAAAGACUUCAUGUAAGAACUGCCAGAUUUAAAAGACAGAUCAGAAAGGAGCUUGAGGAAGUGCAAAAUGAAUACAGAUCAGGUGAGAAUGAGAUUUCAUGCAAGUUAUUUUAGAAAGAUAUUUCUACAGUAACUUGCUACUGAAGAAACCACUUUCCAGUAAAGACAGAUAUUAAAAUUACUCUCUCUCCCAAACCCCAUAUACAAAGGUGUAUGGGUUAGCCCAUUUGUCUUUGCAAACAGUCGGUGUGACUUUUCACACACGAGUUGCAUUCCCCACCUACGAGUUUCAAGAUAAGACCAUUUAAAGGCAAUUUCACAACCGGUUUUCCAGAUUUUUUUUAAGAGCACCUAUUUCUUCUGUUAGCAAGAUCCUCGACCUUCGUAGGGAGUCAAAAGUCAUUCACUCUUGCACAGAUCCUGCUGCUGUGAUCAUGUUUGAUGGUUUUAUGUUAUUUCCAUGCUUUACUCCCUAUUCUCAACCAACAGCAUCUGGGUGAGUUACAGCUACCAACACAGACCACGCAUUGUGCAAGUGAAGAGCGAAGCAGUCAGAUGACAUUGCUGAUACAUGGCAGUGCUUUUUAUGGGGAUAGUCAUAGUAAUGUCUCUCACAAAGCAUGAGCUACUUUACCAGAUGAUUCUGGCUGUUCAACUUCCAGCAGCAAAUAGAAAGACUUUCACCUGGCACUGAAUACAUAGUCUUCACAAAAGAAGAUUUCACCCACUGUAAUGUACUCUGCAUCACUCAAAUCUUAUCUAUAGUAAUACCCUUCAUUUGCAGCUGCUCAUGGAAGCACAGUGGACAUAGCAGGUUAUCCAAAAAGAAAUAACUCAGCCCUCUCUUCAAGAGAACAGAUGGGUGAAAAUCACUACAGGACUAUUUCACAUCUUGCAUGUUCUCAGCUGGUUCUCAUCUGGUUCUCAUUUUCCAGGUUGUCUGUGAUAGAGGACUCCAGCUCUUCAGCUCCAGCUCCUUCAUCAUCUGCAACCAACCCACAAACCCUGCUUGAAGGCUGUAGUAAACCAAGCUCUCUUUUAGUUAAGGUCUUUGUGUAUCUUGACAGGGCAAGGCUUAGCUGUCUACAAGAUCUUCUGAGUGAGCUCAAGACAGCUUCUCAAAGAAAGCUGUGGUUAAGAAAUUUCAGGAUAAAAUAUUUUGGUGCCAAAAGAGUUCCUAACUUCAAAUUCCUGCUAGUGGAAAUUAAGGACAGAAGAGAACCGUUUAUACCAAACUUUGGCCAUGAUUGUGUUCAAACUCAAG
Chiroxiphia lanceolata (lance-tailed manakin) is the source of this 1611-nucleotide messenger RNA. It is a transcript of the gene FAM81B, whose product is annotated as family with sequence similarity 81 member B. The record is from RefSeq and is a predicted model, not a curated record. NCBI's taxonomy places the organism in Eukaryota, Metazoa, Chordata, Aves, Passeriformes, Pipridae.